AUGGUAAGAAGUUCAUCGAAGAAGCAGAAGAAGCAGAAGAAGGAAACUGGGGAGAAGAAGCCUUUGGUGUCACGAGAAUCGCGUGAGCCGCGGGAAGAAAAGAAGAAACGGCGAAGUUACCGGAAGGAAUCCUACUCAGUGUACAUCUAUCGUGUCCUUAAGCAAGUCCAUCCGGAUACCGGGAUUUCUUCGAAGGCGAUGUUGAUUAUGAACUCUUUCGUUAAUGAUGUUUUCGAUCGAGUUGCAAUGGAAGCGAGCCGUUUGGCGCAUUAUAGCAAACGGACGACGAUAUCAGCUCGAGAAAUCCAGACAGCAGUUCGUUUGAUUCUUCCGGGAGAAUUGGCGAAGCAUGCCGUGUCCGAGGGCACUAAAGCUGUCACCAAGUACAUGAGUUCGUAG
This is a messenger RNA of Brugia malayi, 399 nucleotides long. Its product is annotated as putative histone H2B 4, putative. NCBI's taxonomy places the organism in Eukaryota, Metazoa, Nematoda, Chromadorea, Rhabditida, Onchocercidae. Gene Ontology annotation, biological process: nucleosome assembly. Gene Ontology annotation, molecular function: protein heterodimerization activity; structural constituent of chromatin; DNA binding. The transcript has a single exon. Bases 1 to 399 code for a protein of 132 amino acids. The record is from RefSeq and is a predicted model, not a curated record. Gene Ontology annotation, cellular component: nucleosome.